CAUGUGUCACUGAAAAUCUAUGAUUAGCUGUUUAAUGGCGGAAUGUAAUCGAAAUGGGGUUACGAACUGUCAUUCAAGGUUCGCACGUUCAUGAUGUUGCAAAGACGCUAAUAUAAGUUAGCUACCGCUGAAGCGCUGGGUGGGGGGGGGGCAGUGUUCUUCGCUAUGUAGAUGGAGACAAUCUCACAGACCCAGGCGUCACAGAGAAGGAGAGGGAGGGAGUGAGGAAAGAAGGAGAGGGAGGGAGAAAUAGAGUGCUUUCCCAUUACAGAAACAAGACAGCGAGACUCAUUCCCGUAUCUUGUGAACCUCAAACGCCCGAUGCCUCAUCCCUCCAGCAGCGCUGCACAGCAGUUCCUCUCAAAGCACUGCUUUGUCAUGUAGAAUUAAGAAAAUAAGAAAAUAAGAAUGAAAAUGCUUCGAUUUCGCACUUCGAGCAUCCGGUCCUUAAAUCAGGAGAUCCAGUGCACGGUGAGGCUGCUGGAUGAUACGGAGAUCUCGUGCAGCAUCCAGAGAGACACAAAAGGUCAGUUCCUCCUGGACCACGUGUGUAACCAUUACAGCCUACUGGAGAAGGAUUACUUUGGCAUCAGAUAUGUUGACCCCGAGAAGCAGAGGCACUGGCUGGAGCCUAAUAAGUGCAUAGUGAAGCAGAUGAAGUCCCACCAGCCCUACACCAUGUGUUUCCGAGUGAAGUUUUACCCCCAUGAACCCAUGAAGAUCAAAGAGGAGCUCACCAGAUAUCUGCUGUACCUCCAGCUGAAGAGAGACCUGUAUCACGGACGACUGCUCUGUCCGUUCGUCGAUGCGGCAUACCUGGGCGCCUGCAUCGUGCAGGCUGAGCUGGGCGAUUACGACCCGGACGAGCAUCCUGCUGACUACAUCAGCCACUUCAGGCUCUACCCCAAACAGACCCACAAGCUGGAGCGCAGGAUCAUGGAGAUCCACAGAACCGAGCUCAGGGGGCAGUGUCCAGCUCUAGCAGAACUGAACCUGCUCCAGAGAGCGCAGACUCUGGAGACAUAUGGAGUGGACCCUCAUCCCUGCAAGGACUUCACAGGUUCGACAGCAUUCUUGGGCUUCACAGCUACUGGCUUUGUGGUGUUUCAGGGUAACAAGAGGAUUCACCUCCUGAAAUGGGCUGAUGUAAGCAAGCUGAAAUUUGAAGGCAAAACGUUCUACGUGAUCGGCAUUCAGAGAGAGAAGAAACUGGUGUUGACGUUCCAUACCACCACUCCAGCUGCCUGUAAGCACCUGUGGAAAUGUGGUGUAGAGAACCAAGCCUUCUACAAGUGUGCAAAGUCCAGCCAGAUCAGGACGGUGUCCAGCAGUAAUGUCUUUUUCAAAGGCAGCAGGUUCAGAUACAGUGGAAGAGUUGCAAAGGAGGUGAUAGAAGCAAGCUCCAAAAUCCAGAGGGACCCACCCGCUGUACACAGGUCCAACUUCGCCCAGAGCAGAAGUUACAACUCCCUGAGCAACAAGCACCUCAUCAUGAACAUGGAGCCCCUGCAACCUGCCCUGCCCGGCCCCAUGGAGGGGGAGGAGCUUCACACAGACUGUGGUGUGCUGGUGCUGAAGGACUCGGUCCACCUGUCGCCCCUGCGGCCAAUGCUCAGCCAGGUGGGUCCGCGGGAGGAGGGGAGCCAGGUCUGUACUCCUGGGGAACAGGGAGGGCUCGAAUCUUCAUCCGAUGAGCAACAGGCACACAGUGAUCAGGAUGAGCAGGAGGAGGUGCGGGAGGCACUGACUAUCUCGGAGCUGGCGUACAGCCCGUGUGCCAGCAUGCUGCCCACGCCGGUGGAGGACGGAGGGGGCGUGGACCUGCUGUUCCAGAGCCCCGUCAAACUGCUGAAGGAGCUCCAUGCGAACCGGCAGCUGGAGGCAGAGCUGGAGGAGGAGCACACAGGGCUGGGGGUGGGGCUUCUGCGAGCUGAGGAGGCGGAGCUGCGGGAGGUGGGCGGGGCGCUAGGCGGCAGGCUGCGGCGGCUGGUGGGGAACGCGCAGACGAACGCCUGUCUGCGCAGCCUAGCCCGGCUGCUGGUGGUGGGCCUGGGCCUGCUCCUCGUGCUCCUGCCACUCCUGCUGGUGCUGCUCGAGUCCGACAUCGACGUCUCCUUCCUGCGGGACAUUCGGCAGACACCGGAGUUCCAGCAGUUCCACUACGAGUACUACUGCCCGCUGCGCCGGUGGCUCGUCUGCAAAAUCAAUGUUGUCAUGGAGAAGCUAGGCGUGGACUGAGGGCCGUGGAGCCACGCCCACGUCCUGCUUCUGUGUGUCCACGAACAGUGACAUGGCAUGGUUUCUCUGUUGGGUUGGGCAGGGCAGGGUGUGGGUUGGCUGAAGUAUGGGUGGGGCAUGGAUUGGGUGGUGAGGGUCAUUUCUGGGGCUGUCCCAGUCAGUCCGGUGUGCUGAAGCACAACACCAGCCUCCUCAUGCAAAGUCUUAAUAUGCACUGAGCAAAUGCUCCAUUUUAAGGUUAAUUUUCAUUCAUUUAGCAGCAGAGGUCAAUAACUCUAACACACUAUACAGGAAGUUUCAGAGGCACUGGGCGGUCAGAAUCUGGAUCUGGAUCUGUCCGUCACAGCCAGUCAGAUAGUAGCAGAGAGAGUUGUGGUUUCACUGAGGAGAGAGAGACGGGUGGCAGUUUCACUGUGGGGAGAUGGAGCAGAGAUAGAACCUGCUCUGUGGUCUGUGAGAAUGCGAUCAUGUCCAGAUUCUCACAGUAAUGGCAUUUUCUAUAUCAGUAAAUUAAACAGACUGAUUAAAUUAGAACAAACAGAAUGAAACCAUUCAGACAAAGAGAACAUUAUACAAUAUCAAAUAAUCUUAAUUUUAUAUCCAUGCAUAGCUAAUAUUGCAAUAUAUGUCAUCAGGAAAUUACAGAAGGCUCGUCUACUUUUCCUGCUGUACACAGUGUUCUGAGUGACCCGCACAGGAACGGGACAGGCCUGAAAGCACCCCACCCUGGUGAAAAAAAAUAAUAACAACCACAGCCUAUAGAUAUAUAUGUAUAUAAAAAAAAUAAAAGACAAAGUUUAUGCUGUUUUUAAUGUUUUGUACAUUUUUAUGUAAUACAAGUAUUUCAGGAAUUUUUCAGUCAGAAAAUCUAAUUUAACUUAUUUAGAGGUACAGAUUUGCUGGACAGGGUCUGGGGAAAUGAAGCUAUUUUUAAAGUACAGAGUUCUGCUACCAGGACUGGGGAUACUGAUAAGUUUCUUACUAGAUAUAGCACAAUCUUUAUGAUGCAGACAUGGCACUGAAUUAAUGGAGGUCUUUAGAGCAACAUAAGGAAAAUGUUGACGUUCUGUUCAAAUACUUCUAGUGUUGUUUUAAACAUAAGUCAAAACAAAGCAGUGGGCUCCUUUUGAUUGGGUUACAGCUCAGUGCCAUCUGUCCCCACAUUUCUAACACCCAAUCGCUGGUUCUGUGCAGUUUGGAAAGUCUUGAUUGCCUUUUUGCCAUGUAAUUUCAGGCUUUUUAAACUGUGUGUGCGUGCAUACAAACUGAGGUGGUCUGGCCUGGAUGCACACACUGGUUCUGGGUCAGGAACCCCAGGUGGUAUGCUGCCAGCCUGCCAAUGGACAUGCAUUGUGAUUGGACGUGGCAUUCCAUACCAAUGUGUGAGCCAAUGGGGUGGGGUCUCUCAGGAAGGACAUCAGAGGCCCCCGCUGGACCAAAUUAAGGAUGCCCAUACUGUUCCAUGAGGAAUGGCACAUUUAACAACAUAAAGCAAACAAUCACAAUGCCCUGUUGUAAAUCUUAUAUACAUAUACACAGUACUUACCCUCUCCUGCAUAAGCUUGCUCUGUUCUACAUGUUCUCCUGCACUGAAGUUUCCUCAGUGAAUACUGUCUCAACAGGUCUCUUUUUCAGUCCAUACAACAGUGAGCAUUCUGAUUCAGCACUGAGGAUACUCAUUCUGGAGCACUGAGCACUGACCCUGGUACUGGGAAUACUUAUUCUGGAGCACUGAGUACUGAGCAUACUCAUUCUGGAGCACUGAGUACUGAGCAUACUCAUUCUGGAGCACUGAGUACGGAGCAUGCUCAUUCUGGAGCACUGAGUACUGAGCAUUCUUAUUAUGGAGCACUGAGUACUGAGUAUGCUCAUUCUGGAGCACUGAGUACUGAGCAUGCUCAUUCUGGAGCACUGACUACUGAGCAUGCCCAUCCUGGAACACUAAGUACUGAGCAUGAUCAUUCUGGAGCACUGAGUACUGAGCAUGCUCAUCCUGGAGCACUGAGUACUGAGCAUGCUCAUUCUGGAGCACUGAGUACUGAGCAUGCUCAUUCUGGAACACUGAGUACUGUGCAUGCUCAUUCUGGAACACUGAGUACUGACCAUGCUCAUUCUGGAGCACUGAGUACUGAGCAUGAUCAUGAGUCAGGCUGUUCUCUGCGUGUCUGCUACUCUGGUGUUGCCCCAAAUAUGUGUGUAGUUCUACCACAUUUGAUAAUUUAAUCUUCACACUUUUUAAAAUAACUUGUUUAUCACAUGAUGGAAUUAAUGUGUCAUUGUAAUGUAAAAUAAGGAUAUUCUUUCAUAUGAUAUUGUACGUUUAGUACACUGUAGCAUUUCUGCAAAAAAGACAAACCCUGCCCUGCUUUGCAAAAUCUGCAGAACAGAACAUUUCAGUGAAGAGAAGAAAUCAGACACCCACACACACACACACACACUAUGCGUGUGCACGCACCUGUCCACAAACAAAACCAUGUGUACAUGCAUGCACAGAGAGACACGCACACACACAAAUGUCCACAUGCUUUAUAUAUACUAUGAUGUGUCAGGCAAGGAAAUGCAGGUUCUUGGGUGAAGUUCAUGCAUAUUUCCAGCAGUUUUAUGAAGCUUUGGCCUGUAUGAAGGAUGCAAAUACUGUUACGUGAUAAGGCCCAUAGAGGACUAUAGCACUGUAGCAUCUCCCCUUAUGUCUAUUCCCAUCUCAUAUAUGCAUGCAUUCCAUAUGUAAACUAAGCAUUAGACAUACUAUAAAACCAACACAGUGGAUGAAUUCUGUGUGUGCAGUUUACACUAGAAUAGGCUUCCUCUGUCUUACAUGUUUCAUUUUUUUUUUUGUUAAAUGCACAUGGUAUGACAAGGUUAACGGUAAUUCACCGUCUAAACCUCUUAAAAUUCCUGUCUUAUACACACGUUUCUGCUUUUUAAAAAUCUCAAAUAAAAGCGGCUCAAUAUUGUUUGCCUGUUUAGAUGGCGUGCUGAAAAAUCUGUUGUGUCAGUCAUACCUGUUUCAGUACCUUCCCCCCAAAAAACAGCUCAGAAAUUCAGGAACAAAAUGCACUGGUGUACAGUCUGUUAAUAAUGUAACGAAAUGCUAUGUCUUAUCCACAGAUUUUACAGAGCUACAUGCUAUAACCACAAGUAGUAAGUGUGAAGACAUAAAUUUAGCAUACAUUGCUAGCCUUCAGUUCCAUAACUGUAAGAUUGAUAAACAAAUGUGUCAAGAAAUGUUGCUGUUAAAUUCUGUAUAGUAACAGAUAGAUAAAAGGUGACCAGAUAUUUAAUCACCAUUAAUGCUACCAUACAUGUUUUGUAACCCCCCAUUCAUACUGCAUAUUGAAACACCCCAGUGCUUGGGCAUUUUUUAUUUUACUGUUUUAACAGUCCCUGUGUUGAGUGAGUGUUGAAUGUAAUUGCUGUCUGUAGGCUGGAAGAGGUUUAUUGAUCACUGUCCUCCUCACUUUCAUUGUGUUCUGAACAAAUCAGUCAUUGUUAGCUAUUAUUUAUCAUGUUGCUCAUGUCCAAUCCCCAGUGAAUAUGGUUGGAUGAAUAAAAACUAAUGCAAACGCUGAUCACCUCACAUGAAACUGUCAGGCAAAUAGGGGACAUUUGUAUUAAAUAAUUGUACUCUGAUAAAGGAGGACUCUAAUUAUGCAUUUUUGUUGUUGAAUGGGCAUGUAAUAAUGUGUACAGAUUGUGUUGGCACGGUUAACAGCAUUUAUUUAUGUAGUUGUUUAUCAGUUUGUAGGAAUUGUGCUUUGUUAUGAGUUUUUAGUAGCGGUUUUGUCAUUUGACCCCUUUUAACUCUGGGAGGAAUUGGGAAAAAAAGUUCCUUCGCGGUCGUACCGAUGCUGGGACAUAGCCUUAUGAACUUUGUAAAGUGAAUUUUGAAUGUUUGUACGUUCAAAGAAAAUAUGGAUUGUUUUAUAUGUUAUUACUGCCACAAUAAAAUCCCAAAUUAAUAUUGAAAA
This is a messenger RNA of Conger conger (European conger), 6206 nucleotides long. RefSeq names its product FERM domain containing 3 (gene frmd3). Gene Ontology annotation, cellular component: cytoskeleton. NCBI's taxonomy places the organism in Eukaryota, Metazoa, Chordata, Actinopteri, Anguilliformes, Congridae. The coding region runs from base 409 to 2238 and encodes 609 amino acids. The transcript has 14 exons. Gene Ontology annotation, molecular function: cytoskeletal protein binding. The record is from RefSeq and is a predicted model, not a curated record.